ACCGCCGAGACGCCCCCAGCCCAGACGCCCUCGGCCGCUCCGCCCAAAGCAGCAGGCCCCACGGCCAAAGCGGAGCCCCGCCGCGCCUCAUCCUCCGCCUCGGCCUCAGCGACAGCCAGCAAUGGCAAGGCGAGCGAAAGCAGCCUGCCGGCCGAGAUCUGCGUGGUGAUCGGCGGCUCGCGCAACUCCCAGGCGCAAGGCUCCUAUGUGUGCAGAAUAUGUGGGAAGAAAUACAAGUAUUACAACUGCUUUCAGACCCACGUCCGGGCUCACAGAGAGACGGAGAACACUGUGCCUGGUGAAGGGGGAUCCCAAGGACCAAACAAUUCCUUCCGUUACACCUGUGACGUCUGUGGGAAAAAAUACAAGUACUACAGCUGUUUCCAGGAGCACCGAGACCUCCACGCUGUGGACGAUCCCUAUGAUCAUGUGAUUCCUGUGGAGGAACCAAAAGAAGAGAUUGAGCCCUUUCAGAAAAUAGGACCAAAAACUGGGAGCUACACAUGCGAGUUCUGUGGAAAACAAUACAAAUAUUUCAAUCCAUAUCAAGAGCACGUUGCCUUGCACACUCCAAUGAAAACCUCUUACGGUUUGAAAAUGGAGAGCAAAACCUCAUCGGGGCAGUCAAGCCGCGGGGAUGCCAACAAUUCCCAGAGCUCGAGCGAAACUACAAGUCCCAUGAUUCCAAGCUCCUUUCCUACAUCACAGAAAGCCUACGCCUGCGGAUCCUGCGGAAUUCAGUUCCAGUUCUACAACAACCUCAUGGAGCACAUGCAGUCCCACGCGGCGGAUAAUGAAAAUCACAAUAAAGAGGACCCUCCUAAGGUCUCCCAGACGCCUGCACCCUCGCAGGAGCAGGCGUGGAAAUCCCCGCAGCCUGGGCAGAGGAACCACAUUCCAUCCUACCAGGGCCGAUUACUUCCAGAGAAGGAGCGCCAACAGGUGGCCGAGCGCCUGCUUCGCAUGAUGUGCACAGAUUUGGGUAUUUUCAGCGCCUUCAACAGCAAGGACUUCCUCAAACUGGCCCAGACGCUAGUGGACACAGGCUCCCGGCACGGUGCCUACUCCAUCCGCGACGCCCUCGGAGACAUGAGCUCUCUGGCCCUGAAGCAGCUCCCCCGCAUGUACAACCAGGUCAAAGUUAAAGUCACAUGCGCACUGGGGUCAAACUCCUCCCUAGGGAUUGCCGUGACCUGCCACUCACAGACCAUAGGGCCCGACUCCUGUUACGUGCUGACAGCGUUUCAGGUGGAGGGAGCGCGGCUUCGGCGCUAUGUGCUGGGCCUUAAGGAGACCUCUCUGAGAGAUGGGCCAGAGCAUGUGCACCACUGGGUCCAGAACGUCCUUUCGGAGUUCGUAAUGUCUGAAAUUCGCACGGUGUACGUCACGGAGCCGCGGCUUUCGCUGUUGUCUUUCUGCAGCCGGUCAGGCCUGAGCUUGCGAUGCGCAGGGUGCUCGCUGGCGGCCACCGUUCAGGCCGUCCUCGGUCGGCGCAGCCUGCAGGCCCGCGGCCUCCACGAACUGGGGGAGCUCCUGGCCACGUGCCGCGACAUUGCCGGAACGACAAGCUUCAACCGCGAGAGCAAAGCCACCGACGAGGCUCCGGCGCCGCCCUGCUGGGAUGCCACGGCCGAGGCGCUGCUCAAGGUGCACGAGAACUUCGAGGCCAUAUGUGAGGCCUACGGUCGCUGCAAGAGCACGGCGCCGCUCCUGCAGGGCCUCAACAAGCACCUCCUCGGCACGCUAGCGUGCCUGCUAGCUCCGCUGCGGCAGGCAGCCCAGGAGCUGGGCGCCGACCGCUGGCCCACACUGCAGCAGGUGCUGCCUGUCUACCUGCGCCUGGAGAAGCUCUUCACCUCCAAGGCCGGAGAGGCGGGUUCCGGCAGCAAGCUCUGCCACUACUUCCUGGAGGCGCUGAAGGAGAACUUCAAAGUGGAGAGAGUCCAUCAGGUGGCCAUGAUCCUGGACCCGCAGCUCAAGCUACGGCCGGUCCCCGGGUACCAGCACGAGGAGAUCAUCUCCAGGGCAUGCGAAAUGGCCGCCAGCAUGAGGGAACCAGGAAGCGGCGGCUCGUCCGGGAUCUCCGGAGACGAAAGGGACAUCGACGGGCCUCCCGGACCCAAGCGAGGUCGCAUGGACUGCGGGGCGGAGAGGCCGGCGUGCACCGCCGAGGAGCCACAGGUACGGAAGGAGCUGUUCCAGUACCUGGGUGAGCCGCUUUUCCAUGCCACAGGCGACCUGUUCCAGUACUGGAGCUCCGUCAUGGACAGAUACCCCAAGCUCUCUCGGCUGGCGCUGUGGCUACUGGCGGUGCCCUCUGUGGGCGUCCGCGGGGAGUGCAUCGGCAUCUGUGAGCAGACGCUGGCCAUGAAGAAGAAGCGACAGGUCUCGGCCGAAGAGAUGAACAAGCUGGUCUUCCUCAAGUGCAAUUUUGCCUGAGGCGUUGCAGAGCCACCAGCCAAUGGCACCACGGACUGUUAGUGAAAGAGAGUAGUGGAUCUAGACACUGGUCUUGAAUCACGUCAUAGCUUUUUGUCAUGGUAUACCUAGAAUGCAAAUUCUGAACCACAUGUGUCUAGAUCAGUAUCAUUAAAUGAGGCACAGUUAGUGGAGAUGCUUUUGAUGGACAUUGGCAAUACUUUAUCGGGUGGAGAUACAGCCUACACACACCUCAAACCUCAACUUGCCACUGGCAACUCGCAACAGAGAAAAACAUACAAAAAAAGCGCGCUCGAAGCUACGCCUGAAAUCAUGGAUAUGAGAAUUUUUCAAUGCUUGAAUCAUCUACUUUAAACCAAAAGAUGGGCUAUUACACUGUAUGUUUUAGUCUUCAGUUUCUAGGAUUUCUCAUGUCCAGCCCCACCUGUACUUUCAUCCUUUAUAUGUUGUACCUAGUUUAGACUUUUUUGUGUGUGCCAGCGGAGCAUUGAACAUAUACGUUGCCUUAGUUACUGUACACAUGAUCUUUUCUGUAAGCUAAGGAGGAUUUUUAGACGCCAUCUUUUCUCCCCUUUUCUUUAAUUUAGCGUUCCUAACUCACGGCACCUGGGUUUGUUUGACUGAAUAGUCUGAUGUUUUUAUCAUGUUUUAAUAACUCUGCAAAUGUGUAUUUUUAAUGGCUCAAACCAACUACGUUGCUUCAGUUCUGCUGAUUUGCAUAUUCAUGAGAUUAUGCUGAUGACCUUGAAUAUGCAUGAGGAAUCAAAUGCAUUAAAAGUUAAUUCUACAUGUAUUAACCCCGCAACUGAAAUGCUACAUUUUCCACUGUAGAGUCCGCCCUUAACCGAUAGGGACAUAGCCUGUUACACCACCGUUGACAUGGGUGCUGUUCUCAAGGCUUGGUGAUUCUUGUGGAGAACUCUCAGUGCUCUUUAUGUUUGGACACAGCAUACAAUACAGGAGCAUUUUCUGAAAGUCUUGAGUGCUCGCUGCAUUAUGGUAAAGGGCGUUGGACGCUGUCGUUGCACCGCCGUUAGGCGGAGGCUGCCGCACUACCCUGCUUUUCCAGGGAAUUUGAGGCCAGCCAGGCUCUGUUCUAGGUGUUUGGUGAUUGGUUCCCCCGUUUCAGUCUCAAGUCAAGAACUUGUACAAAACACUUGGUGUUCUGCCAGGACUCCCAUGACAAAUGAUUCCAUAGAAAUAACACUGCUUCACUUUUGCCUUCACAUUUGUGUGCACAUUUUUCCUCUGUGAUGUUUUCUCUUCGUAGCAUGAGGAAUUGAUUCGUUCGCCACUUUUUAUUCAGCAGGUGCCUGGCCAGAGCUUUUAGUCAUCUUUAAAGAACAUUUGUUUUAAUGUUAUGGAAGCUUCAGUCAUGUUUGCAAAAGAUUGGCAGUUGUAAGAAUGGUCUCUCUGUUCUUCGUGAACUGCACUAUAAUAUAUCCACUCUUAAUAAGACACCGUUACAGAUAACAAUAUUCUUAUACUGUUCUUAAAGCCAUUGUGGAGAAAAAAAAUUCCAUUCUGACAUUCCUGAUGUCAAAAGUCAAGCUCAGACAGGUCUACAAAUUGGUGGGAGAAAAAACUUGGUUUAAUGAUCUGUUUUAAUUCAGGAUAUACUAGUCCUGUUUGGCAGCUAUGUUGUUAUUGUUUUGAUGUAUUCUGCAGUUGUUUUGUGGGAAGCUGUUGUUCUGUCAUUGAUGCACUGGAUUUCUUUAUUAUGUGUUGCUUUUGUUUUCUGUAUCUUUUUUUGCUGUUUUUUUUUUUUGUUUUUUUUUGUUUGUUUUUUUAAGAACAGGCCCUGUUUUUUUGGGGGGGGGGGGGUUUACAUGCAUCUUCAUUCUAAAACACUAAAAACCUUGAAUUUGUUUUACAUCACUCAUGUCCAAAUGGAUCGUGGUGUUUAUAGUGUUUAUUGUGCCAGUUAAGGAACAAGUGAAAGUGAUCCACAUGACUCCUGAGUUGGCCUUUAAGAUGGAAAAAAAAGAAAAGUUCAACAAGUUUGUCACAGAGAGACUUUAAUAUUUUUGUGUGUCUUGUAAUGCGUUGUACACUCCUGUCUCAAAGAGUAGAACUUAUAAAGAUGUGCAUGCAGACUAAAUAAGCCUGUUUUUGAUCUAUACUGCUUAGACAUAACUUUUCCAAGACCUCUAGACCUAGAGUCAAACUAGAUGACGUCCAUUCCUCUGUGUGCGCGCGUGCAUGUGCGCGUCAUAGCCACAAGAGGGUGCAAGUGUCUCAAAAUACCGAGCUCGUGCUUUGGAGGGAGUUGCAGAUCGUCAUACCUCUUUUUCUACACACAGCUUUCACAGUGUUCAACAACGAACUGUACACUCUCUGAAGAUGUUUGUUUUCUGGUUUUACAUACUUAAGAGAAUACAUGUUUGUUUCGGUUACUGCGCUCUUGUUUUAGGGGUAACGGGGAGAUGUUUGUUAAAGUAAUACAAAGUGUUCUUGUACAGCAUAGAUUGAGUUUCCAGCGAUAUACUCACACUUGCAAUAUUUAAAAAAUACUCACCCUUAUUUAUGGACCCAUCAUUUUAGUUUAUGCUUUUUGUUGACUGCAAAGAGCAGAUGGUUGCUUUCCUUUGUCUGUGAUUUUGUGUAUUGAGUUGUUUUGAGCAGUAGAUCUAAUUUAUACUUUUUUUA
Messenger RNA from Electrophorus electricus (electric eel), 5088 nucleotides. RefSeq names its product zinc finger protein 618 (gene znf618). NCBI's taxonomy places the organism in Eukaryota, Metazoa, Chordata, Actinopteri, Gymnotiformes, Gymnotidae. The record is from RefSeq and is a predicted model, not a curated record.